Acanthopagrus latus (yellowfin seabream) is the source of this 2076-nucleotide messenger RNA. It is a transcript of the gene ephx4, whose product is annotated as epoxide hydrolase 4. NCBI's taxonomy places the organism in Eukaryota, Metazoa, Chordata, Actinopteri, Spariformes, Sparidae. The transcript has 5 exons. Gene Ontology annotation, molecular function: hydrolase activity. The record is from RefSeq and is a predicted model, not a curated record. The coding region runs from base 419 to 1633 and encodes 404 amino acids.
UCUCUCUCUCUCUCUGUGUAACAGCGCCUCUCUCUCUCUCAGCUGUGCAGAGAUCAGUGUUAAAAAGAAAAGCUCUGCAUCCAGCGGCUUACUGCUGCUCGAUGCUCGGACUUGGCCAUGUAUAGUCAACAGCACCGUCUCCUGCCAAACAGCCGCCGCCGUUGUCACACGCAAAAGCGUGAAAUCUGACGUGAUGCUCUUCUUGCCACCGUCCCAUUCAGCCGCUCGUCGGGAUCCUCCCUUCAGACAGUCGUGCGUGAGCGCUGGGUAGCGAAACAACGGCAUUUACCGGAGCUGCGAUUCAAAACAGGAGCGAUUAAACACAGAGAGAGAGGCGGGGGGGGGAUCAAUAGGUAAAGAACUUGGAUCUGGAUUUUGAUUUUUUUGAUUUUUUUUUUUUUAAUGCGGCAAUGUAAAGAUGGCGAGAGUGCUCCACAACUUGCUGUUGUUUCUCAUCAGACUUGCGCUGAAAAUCAGAGUUUUGGGUUACUGGUCGCUGAUCUACGGUUAUUGUGCCCUCUGCACCGUCGUAGCUCUGCUGAAACUUUGCUGGAACAUCGUCUUGAGGCCGACAGCAACCUUCCAAUGGGCGAUUCGUGAAACUCCCCCGGCUUGUCUGAAUGACACGUCCUUGGGAACCCACUGUUAUGUUCGGAUCAAGGAGUCCGGCCUCAGGUUUCACUAUGUUGCAGCUGGAGAGAGAGGGAAGCCACUCAUGCUGUUUUUACACGGCUUCCCUGAGUUCUGGUUCUCCUGGCGCUACCAGCUGCGCGAGUUCAAGAGCGAAUUCCGCGUGGUGGCCAUCGACAUGCGGGGCUACGGGGAGUCCGACCUGCCGCUCUCCCCUGAAAGUUAUCGCUUCGAUUACCUGGUUACCGACAUCAAGGACAUCGUGGAGUACUUAGGCUCUGAAGGCCUUGUUCACCAGCCGCAGCACGGGGAUCGGGAGGAAAGGCCGCUGGCUCACGGCGGAGGACCUGGAGGCCUACCUGUACGCACUGUCACAGCCCGGAGCUCUGACUGGAGCCCUCAACUAUUACAGGAAUGUCUUCAGCUCUCUCCCCCUCAGCCACAACCACGUCAGGUCCCCGGUGCUGCUGCUGUGGGGCGAGCGGGACGCCUUCCUGGAGCAGGAGAUGGCCGAGGCGUGCCGCAUCUACAUCCGGAAUCACUUCCGUCUCAACAUCAUCUCCGGGGCCAGCCACUGGCUGCAGCAGGACCAGCCCGACAUUGUGAACACCCUCAUAUGGACCUUCCUGAAGGAGGGCGAGGGACGCAAAAGCUACAGGAACUAAAAUCACACACAGCGAGGCCUCCUCCAGCACCCCCCCCCCUUCCUUCUUCCCCUCCCCCACCCUGGUCUCACUUGCCACACCUGGAAGCCUGGAAUAUGCCUGUGAUACCAAGCGACAUAGUGAUAACGCAAUCAUUCUUUAAACCUUUUCACAUUUCAGAUAUUUUUUUAAAGAAGAACAGCAGCAGAGGGAAGAAUCAAAGCACACUUCACAAGGAGAGGACACCGGGACAGUGCGUGUGUGACACAUGUUUCCAGAUGUUUUUUGCACAUGACAUCCGCCUUAAAAGUUUGUCAGUUACAGCAUUACAAAUGUGUGGCGCAGAAAUCUCCUCGUGACUUGUAUUGUGUGGUGCCUUUUAACUUUUUUCGAGCCGUCGCAGUGUAAAUAUGUCCCCCCCCCCCCCCCCCCCACACACACACACACACCGGAGGGACUGAGGAUAUGGCGGUCGUCAUCCGCUAAAACCUUUAUGUUUCACCGGGUCGCUCUGCUCUUCUUUAGGCACAGUCCUCUGGGAGCCAUAACUCUCCCACUCCCUUUAUCAGGUAGUGUUGUCUAAAAGGAGGUUGUUUUUUUUUCCUUUUUUGUAUUUCCUCCUCAGAGAAACUCGCUCAGAUGUUAGAGAAUGUUGUUUGAUCUUGAUCUCUAUGUAUAGAAAAAAACAAAAAAAUGUCAGUGAUGGUUGACUAUUGUACUAUUUUGUAUCUAUUCCUACACACUGCAUUUUGGAGAAAAAAAAAAACUCACUGAGCCAGGUCUACACUGUUUGAUUUUAUAA